AUGAGCGGUCCACAGAAUGCUACUUGGGACAUCGGCUCGACGGGGGGUCUAGUUUCCCUGACGAUGGGUGCUUUAGUCGCUGGCAUGGCAGACCGGGUCCAGCCAUAUGUCUUCAAGGCUUGUCAACAACUCGGAAAUACGAUACCCAUGUGCGAUGCGACGAUGGAAAUUAUUCGAAACAAGGUUGUUCCGCCGCCAGAAAAGCAAAAAAUUAAAUAUCUGAAGGCUUUUGUUGGGUUCCCGACAAAUGACUGCGCGUCUGAGUUCAGUCAGUCCCAGGAUGGUUUGCGAUUUUUGAGCUUAGCGGCAGCCUUGUUAUGUUCCAUGGAGGUUUCCGAUGCAAAGCUUUAUCUGGAAGCGUUGAUGAUCGAUGCUGUUUCAAAAGCCGCUAACGACAGUAGCGUUUUUCCCAAACCCCAAUUACUCAGAGAUCUGCUUGCCGCACUUGAGCCGCGAUGCACCGCUGCAGGCUUCUCAGACCUUACCUUGACCUGGCAUUCCAGGAUUCAUCAUCAGGCAUCGCUCGCCCCGCUUGCUUUCAUGAACAACACAAAUGAGUCUGUAGCCUUGCCUGAUCCUGACGGAAUCGCAAAAUUGAUAGCUGCUUUCCGAAAGCUCUAUCGAAUAGGACACGCAAAAGCAAAAAGGGUGAUCAUCAGAUCCUCUCGCUGUACAGCUUGGGUUGCCUCAUUUACCGAGUGGUGCCUGGGCGUUUCACCAGAGAUAUACACCUCUUUUGGUCAACAUCUAUGGAGUGAACAUCACCACGGCGUUUGCAUAAUUCACUUUCCAGCCAAUGAUGUACCAACCCCAACUCCCUCUUUGGGAGUCCAGGUUGAUGAAACAAUCCGAUCAUUUGAGGAGCUUAUGAGUGAUGAUGCUGCCAGAAUGGACUGUUAUGUCAAUCUCCGAUGGAGAGGAAUGCCGUCUAUCAACGAAUAUGGCGAAUGGCUUCUUCAAAACAAUGGCCUCAACUCUGGGUCCGACAAAUGA
Molecule: messenger RNA, 993 nt
Organism: Aspergillus udagawae
Lineage: Eukaryota; Fungi; Ascomycota; Eurotiomycetes; Eurotiales; Aspergillaceae
Exons: 1
Coding region: 1-993 (330 amino acids)
Source: RefSeq, a predicted model, not a curated record